AAGUAACAGGUAUGUAGCUCACCUCUAAUGCACAUGUGUUUUGGAACGCAAUUGCUACGAAAAUCGCGUUCGAGUUUUGAAGGAAAACAACAACAGCAGGAGCAUAAAAAUGGGAAAAGGAAAAAAACCAUAUAUUGACCGCAAAAAAGCUGUCACCUUUCACUUGGUGCAUCGCAGUCAGCACGAUCCGCUGGUGACAGAUGAAACUGCUCCACAGCGGGUGCUCCUGGAGGCGAGUGCCAGGCAGCCGCAAGCAAAGCCGGCUGCAACACCAACAGAUCCAGCCAAACGUCAGGAGGAGCUGAAGAAGUUUGGCAUUCACUUCGAUGACGACUACGACUACAUGCAGCAUCUAAAAAAGCGUGAGAACGAUGUCGUCUGGGAGUAUAUGGAGAAUCCCAACCAGGCAAAGAAAGCAAACGCAGAGGAAUCGAAACAGCAUAAUCUGCUCAUGCUGCCUAGCUCCGUAUUUGCCAGCGAGUUCGAAGAGUCCGAAGGCAUGCUGAACAAAGCGGCUCCUCAGCCCGGUCCACGUCCCGAUUGGGAUCCAGAUGUUGUGGCAGGUCUCGAUAGCGACUUCGAGGAUAACGAGGAUCUGGAUGACGAUUUCGUAAUGCAAGCAAUGGGCAGCGAUGAUGAUGACGACGAGGACGAAGAUGAGGAUGAGGAGAACGAAGGAGAUGAUGAUAUGGACUUUGAUUCGGAUGAUUUGAAUGAAGAUGAGAACGAAGAUGAACUUAUGGAUCGUCUUGGGCCGCUGAUGCGUAAGAGUCGUUUCGACGACGAGGAAACCAAAUCGCGCUUCACGGAAUACUCAAUGUCAUCGAGUGUGAUCCGUAGAAACGAACAGCUCUCCCUGCUCGAUGAUCGUUUUGAGCAAUUCUAUGCCAGCUACGAUGAUCCCGAGCUGGGGGAUCUUGCCCUAGAGGAUAUCGAAGGACACUGGCAUCAGAAGCAUCCCGUUGUAAUGCAAUGUUUCCAGGAGUUCAAAAAGAAAAAUGACGACAUUAGCUACAACAAGGAAUGGGACCGCGAACGCGUCAAAAAGUACUGUGAUGUCGUCGAUGGUGAACAGGAUCCGACGGAGGAGCUCGUCGACUACGAGGUGAACGACGAGAAAGAUAAGAAAUGGGACUGCGAAUCCAUACUCUCGACCUAUUCAAACAUUUACAACCAUCCCAAGCUGAUCGAUGAGAAGCCUCGUCCACGUCGAGUCCAAAUCGAUCCCAAAACGGGUCUUCCCACGAAUGUGCUCCGCAAUGGCGUCGAUGGACAGCUGACGGCCAAAGCGUUAGCCAACCUGGACGACAAUACGGCAAACGCAACGGGUCCCAAAUCGCUGUGUGCCAAAUCUGUGGUAUCCACGCUCAGUGUUCUCUCCCUACGCCCCAAGGAUGAAACUCCAGAGGAGAAACGCGAACGCAAACGUCUGCUUAAGGAUUAUCGCAGCGAGCGUCGCAUUGAAAAGAAGGCAAAUUCGGAGGCUUUCAAGGAAGAGAAGAAGCGACAGACACAUGUUAAAAUCAAUCAGCGUACCAACCAGCAGGGCUCGACUAUUGUUUAGGGCCUUUUUGCGGGGGCAACGUUUAGUUUUAGGAUGUGUUCAUAGUUGUGAAAACUCUAGCUGUAAAUCAUGUAAAUACGCAAUAUGUAUGCGUGAGCACAAAUAUACAUAUUUAACACAAA
This is a messenger RNA of Drosophila grimshawi, 1686 nucleotides long. It is a transcript of the gene LTV1, whose product is annotated as protein LTV1 homolog. Bases 110 to 1564 code for a protein of 484 amino acids. Gene Ontology annotation, biological process: ribosomal small subunit biogenesis; ribosomal small subunit export from nucleus. The transcript is spliced from 2 exons. NCBI's taxonomy places the organism in Eukaryota, Metazoa, Arthropoda, Insecta, Diptera, Drosophilidae. The record is from RefSeq and is a predicted model, not a curated record. Gene Ontology annotation, cellular component: nucleus; cytosol; preribosome, small subunit precursor.